Messenger RNA from Trichechus manatus latirostris (Florida manatee), 939 nucleotides. RefSeq names its product olfactory receptor 13H1-like. The transcript has a single exon. Gene Ontology annotation, biological process: detection of chemical stimulus involved in sensory perception of smell; G protein-coupled receptor signaling pathway. Gene Ontology annotation, molecular function: olfactory receptor activity; G protein-coupled receptor activity. The coding region runs from base 1 to 939 and encodes 312 amino acids. Gene Ontology annotation, cellular component: plasma membrane. The record is from RefSeq and is a predicted model, not a curated record. NCBI's taxonomy places the organism in Eukaryota, Metazoa, Chordata, Mammalia, Sirenia, Trichechidae.
AUGGGCAGUCUAAAGAAUGAUAAUGCCUCUGAGGUGACUGAAUUCAUCCUUGUUGGAUUUUCCCAACAGCCUCAAAUCCAGGCUGCCUUCUUCUUGGGACUACUGUUCUUCUACCUAGUCACAAUGUUUGGAAACAGCCUUAUAAUUGCUGUAGUCAGAUGGGAUUCUCAACUUCAUACUCCCAUGUAUUUUUUUCUCAGUAACUUGUCAUUCCUUGAUAUCUGUUACUCCACCAGCUGGGAGCCGUAUGUCUUGACCCAAUGCUUCAGAGACUUCCCCACCAUCUCCUAUACCAACUGUUAUGCCCAGAUGACCACAUCCCUCUUUCUGGGGAUGACCGAGUGUCUCCUCCUUGCUGUCAUGGCUUAUGACAGGUUUGUUGCAAUCUCCAACCCCCUGCGCUACACCAUCAUUAUGAACAACCAGGUUUGCAUACAGUUGGCCAUGGUAACCUGGGCCAGUGCCUUCCUUUUGACAAUAAUACCAGUCAUUGCAUUUCCCACUCAUUUUUGUGGACAUAGUAUCAACCAUUUUAUCUGUGAGUACCAGGCCCUGUUGAAACUUGUCUGCUCAGACACCCCAGUCAGACUUAUUCUGGGUCUGGCCAUCAGCAUAUUCACACUGCCCGUGCCCUUCACCUUCAUCCUCGUCUCCUACACUCGCAUUGUGGUUGCUGUGCUGAGGAUCCGCUCUGCAGAGGCCAGGCUCAAAGCUUUUUCUACCUGCGGAUCCCAUCUGACUAUAGUCACUGUAUUUUAUGGGACGGCCAUCUACAUGUACUUGAAACCUCAGUCAAAGGAGUUCCAAGAAGAGGACAAAUUCUUCUCAAUAUUUUAUGGAGCAAUUACUCCUAUGUUAAAUCCCCUCAUUUACACCCUGAGAAAUAAGGAUGUAAAAGGUGCACUUAGGAAAUUAGCCAAAGGAAAUGACAGGUCCUAA